Cinara cedri is the source of this 1107-nucleotide messenger RNA. Lineage: Eukaryota; Metazoa; Arthropoda; Insecta; Hemiptera; Aphididae. The record is from the annotation of a GenBank genome assembly.
AUGACUACAGCUUUACUCAAUGGUAUUUUAGAGGAAGAUCUUUACAUGAAACAACUUGAUGGUUUUGACCAAGAAAAUGGUUUGGUUUACAAACUAUAUAAAUCACUCUAUGGUCUUAAACAAUCUUCAAAUUGUUGGAAUAAACAUUUUAAUAAUUUCAUAUGUCAACAAGGUUUAACAAAAAGCAAAUCCGAUCAAUAUGAUGUGCUGGUGGCUGGUAAUUCAAUGAAGAAAGUAAACAAUUUAAGAAAACUACUUAGUGACGAAUUCAAGCUAACAGAUCAAGGGGAUGCAAGAUCUUUCUUAGGAAUUAAAAUUGAACGACAUAAUAAUAUUUUAAAAAUGAAUCAAGCAAAAUAUCUUGAAAACCUACUACAUAAUUUUGGUAUGAAUAAAUGUAAACCAAUAUUAACACCAAUGGAGAAGAAAUUAAAAUUUGGAGAAAAAGGAUCAACAAGUAAAUCAUAUUGUAAACUUGUGGGAUGUACAGCAGUCAAUUAUUUUAGCCGACAUUAAUCUAAAGCUAAUGAAGAUCAUUGUAAUCACUUUAAAAGAGUAUUAAGAUAUUAAAAGGGUACUGUUUCUUUUGGAAUGACCUACAUUAAGAACAAUAACAUACAUCCACUUCAGGGUUUUGUUGAUGCUGAUUUCGCCAACGAUAUUAAUGACCGAAAAUCUACUUCUGGACAUCUUUAUCAAGUUUUUGGUUCCACAGUCAUUUGGUCUACUAUAAAGCAAUAAACUGUAGCCUUGUCAUCGACUGAAGCAGAAUAUAUAGCUUUGGCAUCUGCAAUUCAAGAAAGAAUGUGGCUGAAAGAACUUCUUGUAGAGAUGGGAAUUAUCAAAGACAAAGAUUACAUAUUAUUGCAUGAAGAUAAUCAAUCUUGCAUCAAAAUAGCUAAUGAACCAAAGAAACAUCAACGAUUAAAACAUCUGGAUACCAAAUAUAAUUUUAUUCAUGAAGCAAUCUCAACAAAUCAAAUUAAAUUAGAAUAUGUUCAAAUAGAUCAUCAACUGGCAGAUAUUCUAACAAAACCACUACCUGCCAUUCUAUUUUCAAAAUUAAGAAAAGCGAUUGGAUUAGUAGAACAGUUAAUUUUAUUUUAA